Messenger RNA from Protopolystoma xenopodis, 621 nucleotides. Lineage: Eukaryota; Metazoa; Platyhelminthes; Monogenea; Polystomatidea; Polystomatidae. The record is from the annotation of a GenBank genome assembly.
AUGUCCGCUAGAGUGACUCAGUCCAUCCACACCGCACAUUUGUCUCAUUCAGUCCCAUUGCUCAUGCUUUAUCACAAUCCCUCUGGUCGCCCAGUUAAAUACUAUGUGUUAACCUUAUUUCCAUUGCGACUCAUCAUUAAAAAAAAUUUCUUUCAGGUAUAUAUCAGAACAACAAAAAACAUAAUAAUUGAAGUUAACCCCAAGAUUCGGAUACCGAGAACGUUUGACAGAUUCUGUGGAUUGAUGGUUCAGCUUCUUCAUAAACUGUCUAUUCAUGCUGUUGGGGGUAAUCGUGAAAAAUUGCUUAAGAUUGUAAAAAACCCCGUUACACGAUAUUUUCCGCCUGGCUCGCUCAAAAUUGGUACGUCGGUCUCUUCGGAUAUUGUAAAUCUCCGUGAACUUGCUGUUGAAUCACAAGAUAUAAUUGUGUUCGUAAUAGGCGCAAUGGCUCAUGGAUCAAUUCUUUCUACCUCUGGUGAUUUUUUGGAUCGGCUUAUAUCUAUUAGCCAUUUCCCUCUUUCCGCUGCACAGACUUGCUCUAGGAUAUGUACGGCCUUUGAAGAGGCCUGGCAUGUGGAAGGCGAAGUAUCUCCUAGAGUAUCUAACGAUAAAAAAGAAUAA